Molecule: messenger RNA, 2039 nt
Organism: Solanum lycopersicum (tomato)
Lineage: Eukaryota; Viridiplantae; Streptophyta; Magnoliopsida; Solanales; Solanaceae
Source: RefSeq, a predicted model, not a curated record
AGCAAAACGGGAAAAGCUAACACAGUCGCACAAAAAUGGCUAAUGUAAUGAAGCCUCUGAUGAAUUGGCCAAAAUGGCAUCACUAUUUAUACGUUCGCGCUUCAUUCAUCCACUUUGUUCAAUCUCAAUCUCAAUCUCCACUCUUCUCAACCUGCAAUGUUCGCCGACUGCCGUCGUUCACGGCAUCACCUUCCGGUUACCGGCAAGCUCAUUUUCGUUCCGGCGCGGCACUUAAAUCACGUGAAAGUCCAUUACCGUUAGAUCAAUCAGAGGGCGACAGCGAUUCCGAUGAAAAAACAAGGAAGAGUCGUAACGAGAAGAAGCGUGAAGCUCGACGCGCCGUCCGGUGGGCUAUGGAUUUAGCUAAGUUCUCUGCUCCUCAAAUUAAGCGCAUUCUCAGAGUGGCUUCAACGGAGCAAGAGGUAUACGAAGCCGUUAUGCUGGCCAAGAGACUAGGUCCUGAUGUACGAGAAGGAAAGCGAAGGCAAUUCAGUUACAUAGGUAGAUUAUUGCGAGAAGUUAAGCCUGAAUUGAUGGAUGGUUUAAUUCAGGCAACAAAAGAUGGAGACCAAACUAAAUUUCAGGCUUUAUCUGGUUCGGAACUUUCGGCUACCGAAGAUGUUGAUGAGGAAGUUGAAGAGACUGAAUAUGAGGAUGACGAAGAGAGUUCUGAGGACAAUAUUGCUUUAGCCGAUAGAUGGUUUGAUGGCUUGGUCAAUAAGGACGUUGACAUCUCUAAAGAAAUCUAUUCUCUAAGUGAGGUUGAUUUUGAUCGCCAGGAGUUACGUGGUCUUGUUAGGAAUGUACAAUCAAUACGUGAAAAAAGGAGCAAAUCAGACGAGGGGGAAGGAAAAGUAAACACUGAUGUUGUCCGUGCAGAAAGGUCUCUCACACGUUUCCUUCGAGACCUAGCGAAACAGCUUCACAGCUAAAUAGAAUAUCAGAUUCAUCUGUGAGAGUAUACUCCAUGCUGGCCAUCAUUAGAUCCUCAAAAAGUACAUUAAAAUGUAUUUGUAAUAUUUCCUAGUACAUGCAUGUACUAUCUGGAAGUUAGAUCUCAUUCCUCUGCCGACAAGGCUUCCUAUUUCCCCUCUAUUAUUUUUCUCUACUUUUCUAGGGGAGGGGAGGGGAUUUGGGGGUGGGUGAUGGGUGACAGGAGAGAGUAUUCUUUCUACUGUAGAUCAACAUCCACUGUUCAAUGCCAUAAGCCAUGAACUUUUGAGUGAAACACUAGUACUGGAGUUGUGAUGUUAAAAACAUUGAAAAUUUUGCAUAAUGUUUGCUUGAUAGAUGACAUUGGGAUUGAGAGCUUGUUUGUCUUUAUGGAAAACUAUAAUGAAAGAAUCUUUUGGUUUCGAUAUGUCACUCCUUUUUUGUAUCAGCUGAUGCUACUGAAAGAGAGGAAGAGGAGUGUCUGCUAUUGUUGCUUGGAGUAAUAUUCCACUCAUUGAUUGAAGGACAAAGACAUCGAUGACAUUUGUGUUGGCCGUCGGCUGUUGCUGUACAGGUAAUGUGUUUUAUUCAGAAACUUGAGUAACAGAGAAACGUACAGAUUGUCAAAAUACAUUCCUUUCAAGUGAUGUUUCAUUUUCACUGUUUAACACAUACAUGACUCAUCUUUUAACUUUAUUUUGCUGAUUCAUUGGACUGUAAAUUUAGAAUUUUCUUUGUUUAAUUUCUUUAUUAACGGCAACAUGUUGAACGCAUGAUUCGUUCUUUGUAAAGAGAAACACUUCUCCAUUUAUUCAGGCAGACAGUGGUUUGGUGUAAUUCAAAAUUGCUGACUAACGUUGAUGUGUAUACUGUAUAGGUUCAGCUCAUAUGUUGUAUCUUGAAAAACUGUUGUAGAUAACAUGGAGCUAUCAGCAUCAGUUUACAAAGGUCGUGGCCAGGUCAUUUUCUGCUUAUUUAAGUUCUGUUCAUCUACCUUUUGGGUGUGAUUAAUAGCCAUUCCUUUAUCAUAACUACAUAAUAAUAUAUGUUACAUGUAAGGUGAACAAAUUGUUGAAUCAAAAUGAAAAAUAAAAUAAAAUUAGGAA